Rubroshorea leprosula is the source of this 953-nucleotide messenger RNA. The record is from the annotation of a GenBank genome assembly. NCBI's taxonomy places the organism in Eukaryota, Viridiplantae, Streptophyta, Magnoliopsida, Malvales, Dipterocarpaceae.
ACAUCCAUCUUCCAUACAAUAUUGAAACCAUCAUUAUGAGGGAAACUUUCCGUGCUAUGCUUGUUCUAGUUGUUGUAUUGUUCUUUGAAGCUGCAGAGCUUUGUUCUAGUUGGAACACGAGCUUUAGCUGUAUAGAAAGGGAGAGAGAAGCCCUCUUGAAAUUCAAACUAUGUUUCCAUGAUCCAUCUCAUAUGUUGUCUUCUUGGAAAGGCAAUGACUGUUGUGAAUGGAGAGGAGUAGGCUGUGACAAAAAUAACGAAUAUGUUGUCUCACUUCAACUCAGGGGAUCAAUAUCUGAUCGUCUUUAUUCGUCCUUUAUUGAUGAUCAACAACCUCAAUUGUACUUGAUUGACCAUGUAGAGGAGGUUGUUUCAAGUUUGCUCAAGCUCAGAUACUUGGAACAUCUGGACUUGAGCAACAAUAAUUUCAGUGGUAAUCUUAUUCCACCCUCCUUCGGCUUGAUGAAGCAGCUGAGAUACCUAAAUCUCUCUUAUGCGCAAUUCAAAGGGAGAAUUCCUAGUGAACUUGGAAAUCUUACAAGGCUUCAUGUUCUUGAUCUUUCUCAUAAUUAUUAUGGGAGAUUGAAGGUUGAUGAUGACAUUCAGUGGAUUUCUCGUCUCUCCUCUUUGCAACAACUUGAUAUGAGUGGAGUAAAUCUAAGCCAUGCUUCAUCAAACUUGUUCCAGUGGAGUAAAUCUAAGCCUUACAUCAUCAAACUUGUUUCAAGUACUUGGCAUGCUUCCUUCUCUAUCACAAUUACAUUUGUCAAGCUGUAGUCUCAGAAAUUGUCACUUGUCAUCUCACAACCAUCCCCUUAAUUUUACAUUGCUUGGCAAUAUUCAGCACUUAGAUCUUUCAGCUAACUUUUUCCAAGGUUCAAUACCUAUAUUUUUCCAAAACAUGACUUCCUUGAUAUGUCUUAAUCUUGCUAGCAAUCAAUUGAGUGGGAGUAU